AUGGGCGGCAUAGAUGGCAAUCUUUACCUCAGCAUGUUGAAUGGGAGCGACGCGCAAACUUUCGGGAAGGACAAUGAAAUCAACAGUCACCUUCACCGCGGCGGCAAGGAUUUAAGCGACUUCAAAAUGGGGAUUCAGGACGCACGGUUUUUCUACCCGGACUCCGUUCAGAGCGGGCAGGACGCCCUGGCGCUGCCGUACCACGCCGAGCAGACGGCCGGCGGACUCGGCGCGCAGCCCGGCCGCUUUUACUCGCCGACCCUCGGUACCGCCGGCUGCCCCUUCGGCGGCGUGCGGUCCCCGGCGCGGAGCGGGACAGGGCAGGGCUACAUCCCGCUGCCCGGGGAGGCUAAAGAAGUUUACCCCGCGUCUCCGGAGAGUUACCCGGCCGCCUUUCAGCACGGCUACCCGCGCACUCCGCUGUACCCUUUACCUGGUCUGCAGGUGUGCGGCAAGACGCAAGCGCUCCUCAACAACUACCCGCUGUGGGCCAAGUUUCACAAAUUCCAGACGGAGAUGAUCAUCACCAAACAGGGACGGAGGAUGUUUCCCUUUCUAAGCUUCAACAUCAGCGUUUUGGACCCAUCGGCCCACUAUAAAGUCUACGUAGACGUGAUCCUGGCGGACCAGCACCACUGGCGGUACCAGGGAGGCAAGUGGGUCCAGUGCGGCAAAGCAGAGGGCAAUAUGCCAGGGAAUAGGACGUACAUGCACCCUGACUCUCCCAACACAGGCGCUCACUGGAUGAGACAGGAAGUGUCAUUUGGCAAGCUAAAGCUCACCAACAACAAGGGCAGCAACAACAAUGUGGCACAGAUGAUUGUGCUGCAGUCACUCCAUAAGUACCAGCCCCGUCUUCACAUAGUGGAGGUGAAGGAGGAUGGCUCUGAGGAGCCCUUCCUCUCCGCCAAGGCCCAGACCUUCAUCUUCCCUGAGACCCAGUUCAUCGCCGUCACUGCCUACCAAAAUGCAGACAUCACCCAGCUGAAAAUAGACCAUAACCCCUUCGCUAAAGGUUUCCGCGACAAUUACGACACGCUGUACGCUCCUCCUGACACCGACCGCCUCACUCCUUCUCCUACGGAGAGCCAGCAGCUGCUGCCGGGGACCUGCUACCCCCAGAGCUACCUGUCCGAGCAGUACAUGAGCCCUCUGCCGCAGAGCCGCCUCUACAGCCGGGAACACAUUAGCAUGAGCCAGCAACCCAAGGAACCGUCCUCCAGCCCCGGCCCCCACGGUCGCUGGUACCUGCCCCCACAGCAGAGCAUGGCCCCCAGCCGGCUCGACUUCACCUCCUCCUACGAGGGGGAUUUCUCCAGCAAUGGCUUCUACAAGCCUUUCCCCCUGCAGACAUCAGCCCAUCACCACCACCACCACCCACUUGGCUACUACCCAGAUCACCCCUUCGCCUCCAGCGGUGUGUCUGUAUCAGGGGCCUCAUCAGUGGGCUGGAGCACCAGUCGGCCUUCCCCUCCAUACCUCAGUCACCCUAGUAAACCCAGCCCCAGUCUGGGUUGGUUCAGGCCCAUGUCUUCAUCGUCAUCUUCCUCCUCUUCCUCCUCCACAUCACCCGGUCACCCCAGGCUGCAGCCUGCCUCCCUGCUAGAGCCACUCCGGCCAGCCCUGCUGCAGGACAAGCCCAAAGAGGCCGGGGUGGUGGUCAUGGGGGAGGACCCCUGGCUCGAACCCCCCUCUGUCAAAUCAGUGGACUCCACUGACUCGGGCCUGUUUGAAGGCGGCGUGGGUGAGAGCAAGAAGAGGAGGGUGUCACCGUACACAUCUAGCACGGAGAACUCCCCCCCAGCGCGCGGAGGGGAGGUCUGUGAGAAGGACAGCAGCAGUGAUGCAGGCUACUAUGGCUUUUACACUCAAUAAAGACCUCGUAGCGCAAUGUCUUUCAAAACCACAAUCUCUCGCAGCAUCUGCCACCACCCCCUACACCCACCACCAACCCCCCCACCCCCAUCUUGUGACAGGAUGUCUCCCUGAUGGCUGUGCAUAUUUGUCUGAGGUCGUGUUAAAGGGCUGCAGAAGCCUCGCAUUGGCUGAGGACAAAAAGUCAGGGUUAAAUGACGGCACUUGGUACCUCAGUUAUUUUUCACACCACCACCCACAGCGCAGUGAGUUUAUUUUUAAAAAAAAGAAAGAAGCCCAGGAGCAGCCAGUUGAUCGCGAGAAUAACUUUCAAACAGUUAACAGUAAACAAGAAGCCGAGUGGAUUUGACUGGUCUUAGACAUUGGCCUUGAGACAUAUAAACACCAAACCAACAGACCUGUGACUUAAAGCUGUCAAACAUCUGGAGAUUACAACAAAACAAAAAAAAAAAAACAAUCUGCAUACCUGCUUGCUGACAGACCCCUGCAGGGAUUGUCUGUUCUUUCCACAUCACAUCCCUCCCCUGCAUCUCUGGUUUUCUCUGUCUUAUGUCUUUCUCUAUGAAAUUAUCUAUUUAUGUUUCCAGUCCUCCUCACCCCCCCCCCCCCGUCCAUGUACAUGCACACACAGUUUUCAACGACAACGUAAUCGCGUUCAUUUUCUCUCAGUUUGAGGGGGUACUGUCAGGCUACAUAUGAAUAAAUUCUGAACGUGCAUCUCAUCCCUCUUUACUACCCCAGCCAAUAUUUCUGAUUUAGCUCCGACUAGUGGUAACAUAAGAAAAUUGUAAGAUGAUGGUAACAAAGGGCAAUGGCCAGUGUCUGGGAUCAUCAUAAUGGUGACGAGAGUUUAGUAAGCACGGUCUGCAAUAUGACUGCAUAUCUCUCUCCACCCUGCUAGCACAGGUGUGUGUGUGUGUGUGUGUACCAGAUUUUUCUAUCCUAAUGGGGACCAAACAUCAUCAUUAGGAUGGAAAAACCAGAAACCACCUACCUUGUGGGGACAUUUUAUGGGUCCCCAUGAGGAAAAGGGUCUGUUUUAGGGUUAAGACUUGGGUUUAGGGUUAAGGUUAGAAUUAGGAUCAGGUUAAGGUUAGGGUAAGGGUUAAGGUUAGGCAUGUAGUUAUGAUGGUUAAGUUUAGGAUUAAGGGCUAGGGAAUGAAUGUAGUCUAUGUGGGGUCCCUACUAGUAUAGGAAGACAUGGUAUGUGUGCGUGCAUGUGUGUGUGUGUGUGUGCAUGUGUGUGUGUGUGUGUGUUACAUUAAAAGGCAUAGCCAAAACGGCAACCCUGAAAAUUAUAUGCAGUCAAGCUCCACAGCUUCAUUAAUGUCAAAUUUAUAGAAAUGACACAUUGCAACAGCAGUAAUCAGCUUGUAUACACCCAAUAGUUUUUAUCUGUAAAAAAUAAAUGAAAUACUUAAUUUAGGAUCACAGUUUACUUUAACCUAAGAACUUUUCUCUUCUUGGAUAGCACUCCAUCACUCCAUCACUAUCUGGGUACUUGCAUGCCUUGGCUAACUAUCUGCGGGUUAAUUUUCAUGCCCAUUUUUAGAGUCGAGACAUCAGACAAUCAAUUUUUAAAAUGUCAACGUUAUUACCAUCAUGAUAGGUAAACAACAUGAUGGGUAAACGAGCAAAUACAAAUGACAGGUUUAGAUGUUUGGUACAAUGGUCUUGUACUUGUACGGAUGGAUGAUUGCAUACCCUUUUCAUGCAUUUGCAUUGCCCCUGCUUAGCCCCGCCCCUCGAUGAGUAUCUGUUCUAGAAAAUGUGUGUACAAAGACCGGCAUGGUUUCAUAUCUUGGCACUGGCAGUGAACCAUGCCUGGCAUGGGCUGCUUGCCUUAGAGGGGGAAAAAUGCUUCAUUGUAACAAAUGCCCAGCUUUCUGCUGCAAUCAGUCAAUACAAAAAUGUCCACAUCACCACACACG
Molecule: messenger RNA, 3806 nt
Organism: Lampris incognitus (smalleye Pacific opah)
Lineage: Eukaryota; Metazoa; Chordata; Actinopteri; Lampriformes; Lampridae
Gene: tbx21
Product: T-box transcription factor 21
Exons: 6
Coding region: 1-1875 (624 amino acids)
Biological process (GO): cell fate specification; regulation of transcription by RNA polymerase II; lymphocyte migration
Cellular component (GO): nucleus
Molecular function (GO): RNA polymerase II cis-regulatory region sequence-specific DNA binding; DNA-binding transcription factor activity, RNA polymerase II-specific
Source: RefSeq, a predicted model, not a curated record